AUGGGCGACUUCAGCAGUAGUGCAAGUGCCGACGGGCUCGCCUUCUCCCUCUCGCCGUAUCCUUCUGAGAUCCUGGAGAAUUCAUAUGGUGGGACUCUUGAUCUGUGUAGUACUUUUGGUGCCAACAAAACCAGAAACAAUACAAUUGUGGCCAUCGAGUUUGAUGGCUUCAAAAACGUUGAAUACGACGAUUCAAGCUCCAAUCAUGUGGGAAUCGACGUCCACACCAUCUUUUCCCUGGCGCAUGGGGACUUGCAAGCUAGCAUCAGACAGCAUGUCUUUGAUGCAUGCGUUUGCUACAAUGCUGCUACUAAAAAUUUGAGUGUCUCUCUUCGUAAUACCUCAGGUGCUACGAGGUAUUGGAGCAUUUCUCAUGUUGUUGACUUGAGGGAGGUCAUGCCUGAUAAAGGUGUCAUUGGCUUCUCAGCUGCAACAGGUAACAAGACCGAGUCCCAUCGCAUUCGAUCGUGGAAUUUCUCUUCCACGGAUUUGGAUCACACCCACUUGAGUCAUUCAAACUAUAAAGCUUUGGCGGUGGCAUGGGGAAGAAACAAGUGGAGAUGGCCAUCGAUUCAUUGA
This is a messenger RNA of Elaeis guineensis (African oil palm), 579 nucleotides long. The record is from RefSeq and is a predicted model, not a curated record. NCBI's taxonomy places the organism in Eukaryota, Viridiplantae, Streptophyta, Magnoliopsida, Arecales, Arecaceae.